Williopsis jadinii is the source of this 713-nucleotide messenger RNA. RefSeq names its product Pam17p (gene PAM17). Gene Ontology annotation, cellular component: PAM complex, Tim23 associated import motor. Gene Ontology annotation, biological process: protein import into mitochondrial matrix. The coding region runs from base 17 to 592 and encodes 191 amino acids. NCBI's taxonomy places the organism in Eukaryota, Fungi, Ascomycota, Saccharomycetes, Phaffomycetales, Wickerhamomycetaceae. The transcript has a single exon. The record is from RefSeq and is a predicted model, not a curated record.
UCCAUCAACAACGCCAAUGUUCUCGCUCAGUAUCAGAAGUGCCGUCAAGAGACAACUGCUGGUGCGUCCAUUCUCAGCGGCCACACGCUUGUGCCAGGUGGCAAAGGCCACGGAGGGAGCAACAGGACAAGGACAGCAACAACUGUCAUGGGUUGACUUCUUCAAGCUUCGUCGUCAACAACGUCGUAUCAACAUCGCGUCGUCUGUUUUCACUGCGUUUAUUGGCUCCACCGUGUCAUGGUCGUUCCUGUCCAACGUGGAGAUCGACCCUACGCAGAUGAUCUUUGGUUUUGAUCCAUUUAUGAUCUUCUUUGCCGGAUUUAUGGGUGCCACUGGACUGGGUUAUAUGUUUGGACCGCUUGUUGGAUCGCUGGUGUUCCGUCUGGCCAACUCUUCAAAGAUUGGCCUCUACCAGCAGAAGAACAAACAGUUCUUGGAGAAGGUGUUUGCAAAGAGAGUGGACCCAAGCUCCCAGAGUUUCAGCAACCCGGUGCCGGACUACUACGGUGAAAAGAUCGACAACAUCAAGUCCUACAGACAAUGGUUGAGAGAUUGUAACGCCUACAGAAGAAAGGCCAAGGAGUUCUUGUGAUCUUGCUCCACUUCUUUCUUAUUUCUUUUGCAAGUGUUUAUAAAAUAAAACUGAAGGAAAUAAUCUACUGUAUAUAGGAAAUUGACGGCCCACACAAUAUUCACUUGAUCAAUGGCGUAGC